UCUUGCUUACAAUUUAAGCUUUGUCAAAGUAAUUUCAAUACACAUGAUGCAGAGAAUGACAAAGACAUUCAGAGAAUAAAAAAUAAAAAGCUUAAAAAACAAGAGUCAGUUUGAUUAGUAGGUACAAUCUGCAAGAUCAGUUGUACCUUUCAAGACUGGAAGUGGUUAUAAUUUGUUGGCCGGCAGUCAUCGGAUAUUAUUAUUUACUCCCAUUAUUGUAGUCAAGAAAUUGAAUCGGUGAAACCAAGAUAUCAAAGAGACAAAGACUAGGAAAAAGAUAAAUAAUCUCUGUACUUUAAGCUACUGGCCUAUCUGCUAGGUAGUUCUUUAUCUGAAAGUCUGAACCAUGGCAGAGGAGCCAAAGAAGGUCCCUGAUGAACUUCCUAAAGAAUCAUCACCAGCCCCAUUACCCAUUCUUGAUUGGAGUAACCCACCAACACCAGCUGGGAAAAUGUCAUGGCCAGAAUUACUAGGAGUGGCAGCAGAGGAAGCAGAGAGGAAGAUAAAGGAGGAGAAACCAGAGCUGAAUGUACAUAUUAUUCCACCUAAUUCCAUGGUUACUAUGGAUUACCGUUUAGAAAGGGUUCGUCUCUUUGUGGAUGAAUCUGGAAAAGUUGCUCAAGAGCCUAGACUUGGCUAAUCAUAUUUCCCAAAAGCAGAUUUGUAAACAUUGUUGAGAAUCAAAGUGCCUCCUUUGAUUUUCUCUGUGAAUUAAUGUUGUACUACUAUGUCCAAUGUGUGUGUAUAUGCCUAUCCUAUCUGGUUGUCUAUGGAUUAUGAAUAAAGGUUGGCACUUGAACUAUCA
Molecule: messenger RNA, 805 nt
Organism: Lycium ferocissimum
Lineage: Eukaryota; Viridiplantae; Streptophyta; Magnoliopsida; Solanales; Solanaceae
Product: subtilisin inhibitor-like
Exons: 2
Coding region: 347-640 (97 amino acids)
Biological process (GO): response to wounding
Molecular function (GO): serine-type endopeptidase inhibitor activity
Source: RefSeq, a predicted model, not a curated record